GUUUAUGUUUCGUACUUUGUUGUUCGGAAAUGCAGUCUUCGUUGUGUUGUGUAUGCCUUGAGCGGCUUCCGGUAGAAAGAAGAUGCCACCACCAGUCAACACCAUUUGCAAGUGACAGAGGAAAACAAACACGAACCAGCGCAAAAGACCAACACAAAGGCAAUCCUGUUCAACUUACCCUACGAGGCCCGGCAAGAGAUCGGCAACGACCUCGCCCCGGUAGUUCAUGUAGUCGAACUUGAGGGGGACAAAGUAGUCGGGGGUGUCCGGACCGGUAUUGAUCUGGACUCCUCCGAGCAUGGCCAGUCCACGCUUGAUGCCGGUGGAUCCGCCAACAACGAUCUCGGUCAUGAGCAUGUCCUGCGAAUCGUAGAGCGCGUAGGGAAGCUCGAUCAUGCGGUCGUCCGCGUCCGCCAGGCGCUUGCCGUGGGGCAGGAUGAGUUCCUGGACCCCCUGCUGCUGGAAGUCGACAAAGUUCUGGAUGCCCGUGGUGAGUUCCUUGGUCCCACUCAUGAUGGACUCGACGUAGCCGGAUGCGGCCACCGCCGAUCCGCAGCAGGUGUCCACCAGCGCAAUGCCGGACCGCUCGACCUUGCCGACGGUUCCAUCGGCCGCGACACCUACGUGGGGGCCGUAGACGAUCAGGCAGUAACCAUCGUCGGGAAUGUGGGCAGCCAUGGCCCCAAAGCCGGUCUUACCGGCAAAGGGAAAGCCGGCGAGCCCUCCCAGGUUGAAGUUGUUCCCGUAGAUACCGUUGAAGUCGUCCUCCAGCUCGCGGGCCAGCUCGUCGCAGCAUAGACUGGUGGCGAGCAGGGUGUUCUCUCCAUUAUAGCCCUUGCUGGCGAGAACAUUGACCGUGCCAGUGACGAGUUCCUGGUUUGUGAGGGCCCCGGGGAAGCGUUCCCUGACAAUAGCGUCAAAUUCGGGGUCUUUAGCGGGGGAAUUCUCGAAGGUAGCAUCGACGCGGGCCGCGAAUUCUUCGGCAGUGUCGCCGACGACGAUCUUCAGCGAGGUGCUGCUUGCGGAGCGGGUGACGCGGGCGGGAGCAAACGCCGUAGCGGUGGACGCCAUAGAGGCGGCAAGGAAAACAAUGGCCAUACAGAAUUUCAUUUUGUGGAAUGCUUCUGUCGUUCUUUAGGUGGACGUUUGGUAGCAAAAUUGGGUGGGGUUCGAUAGCAAUGGGAGCAACGCUGAUAGAAUGGGACCACUGCCACUUGCUUGCUUAUUAGAGAGCGCGGGGGAGCAGAUACCAGGUACCGUACGUUGCGUAUGGAGAUCCUUGGGACGGAAUCUGGUUUGUGAAGGGGUGGAUGUGGAUGUGAUGUUUCUGUUGUGUCUCCUGAGAUUUCUGUCUCGAUCAGGAGUUCGUGUAAGUACUACAUGUACGGCGUGUGUGUACAGUACGAGUUCUCGUAGAUCUCAAACUGCGGAACCAACUACGAGUAUUUUUGUUCGACCGGCAUCAAAAUACGAGAAGCCGUGCGAUAGUACAGUAAUGUUUUCUAUUGUGACGUAUGUGCCGCGCGUGAUGAAGUUGUUUGUGAUUGGUCGAGCGAGCUUUCUUUUUCAUGUUUGACACCACCCCUGCCAAGGAAGAUUUUGCACAGGGCUUACGACUUACGAACAAUGAGAUAUCAAGGUAUGCUUCGUAGUUGGUACAGUAAGUCAGUCUCAAAAGAACAGCAACAUUUCUGGUCGAAGAAAACCCGAAAAUCCGAAUAUUACGUGCGUGAAUUUGUCGCCUGUUCAGAAUAAAGAAUAAAAUACAGGACGCACA
Messenger RNA from Pseudo-nitzschia multistriata, 1777 nucleotides. The record is from the annotation of a GenBank genome assembly. Lineage: Eukaryota; Bacillariophyta; Bacillariophyceae; Bacillariales; Bacillariaceae.